AACUUUGUGGGUUUGGAUUCACCAUCAGUCAUUCCCAGCAGAACCCAGCCAAAUGCAGCUGGUAACUUGAAGAAUUUGGAAUUGCUUUUGGCCUCCAUCUUCUUGGACACUCUUCCUUCUAGGACUGCUGUGGUUUUUCAGCUUAUGUGUGAUUGGAGUUGGCUUGCUUCUGGAAAUCCUUCAGCUUAGAUAAGUUGGCUUUUAACUGAACUGCUUCAUCCUUGGGAAAAGGUAAUGUUUAUUAAAUUUCACUGAACAUACAAACAGAUGCUCGUGGAAGGCAAAAGAAGAGGACCAAAAGAUAAAAAAGUGCCGUUGGCAAAAAGGAGUGAAUAUGAAACUAAGAAGACACUUGGAGAAAGCAUGCAGAAGACUCUAGGAGGGAUGGGUGUAGUGGUGCACUCCUGUAAUCCCAGCAGUAGGCAGGCUGAGGCAGGAGGAUAGCUGUGAGUUCAGGGUCAGUCUAGGCUACAUGAUGAGCUCAAGGCCAGUCUGAAUUACAUAGAGAGAUCUUGUCUCAAAAAUAAAUAAAUAAAUAAAUAAAUAAAUAAAUAAAUAAAUAAUUCUAAGUAGCAGAGUGAGAAGAAGGCUGGAGCUAGCUGCUGACCACUAGUCUAAGAGACGAGCAUGGGCAUUGCACACACUGAGCUGUGCUCCUGGAAAUCGACUGAAAAGGCUGUUGGAUUUGACCAUUAAGAAAUUUAAGGGUUGUAGGAAACACACCUUGUGGGCUGCUUCAGCUGGGGUACUGAGUCUGCUCCUGCUUUUAGGUCAGGAGAAAAAGGAUCUCUAGCAGCUAAAUUAAAGAAGAAGAAAGAUCAGAUCUUAUAUCUCUUCAUAACUUUUCAAAGUGCUUGAAUACCAGGGACAUUGAAAUUGUAAUCCAGCUCUAAGUAAGUCACAAGGCCUGGCUCUUUUAUCUGAUGCACAGGGAUCAAUAUGGGGAGCCCUAUGAUGUGGGGAGCAACAUGACCAUCAUAACCAUAGAUUAUCAUCAGUGUGACACAGUCAGCUUUGUGGUCCAUGCUCUUUAGAAUCAAAGGCAAAAUGUCUAAGUCAGACUUCAAAACUCAGAAUAAUUUCUCUUCCACUUCUGGAACACUUCUGGAUGACAGAAUUGCUCUGUAAAAGGCCUUUUCUGAUCUGGUGGAUGAAAAUCCUCCAGGCUCUGCCUGCGUUAAACCUUGCUCCCAUGUCUUCCACCAAUGUUAUCUCCAGCUGCAUUUUUAAAUCUAUGUUCUGCUUGGUUAAGCUUUAUGUACAGCAGUAUGUCUUGAUCCAUACUAAGAUUUAUCUAGACAAAAUUCUAUGCUUGCCACCUGCCUUGAUUUUUGACCAAGUUGAUUUUGCCUCACAUCUCUUUUUGAGAUCUACAUCUAUUGUGCCCUAGAUCAGUCUAGUAUGUCAUGCAUACAAUGGUAUUUGGGAAAUUCCUUAAAAGUUAAUUAAUUUGGAUUUUUUGAGACAAUCUCAGUAUGUAGCCUAGACUGGUCUUGAACUCAUAACAAUCCUCCGGCCCCAGCAUUCUGAUUGCUGGGAUCACAGGUAUGUGCCACCAUGCCUGGCUAGUAAUUCUAAGUGUAUAAGAUGCACAUACAUGUAUGCAGAGUAUGUAAACUACUAUCACAAUACAUCUGUGUGUAUUAGUCAGGAUUCUCCAGAGAAACAGAACUGAUAGAAUACAUAGAUAGAGUUAUGAGAGAAUAAGUCAUGAGAUUAUGAAAACCAAGAAGUCCCAUGACCUGCUGUCUGCAGUCUGGAGGUCCAAGAAGGCCACUGGUAAAUUCCAGUCCAAGCUAGAGUGCCUGGAAAUCAGGGGAACCAACCAGUAAGCUGCAGCCUGACUCUAAAGGCUGAAGAAUCAGGAACUCUCAUGUCUGAGGACAGGAGAGGAUGGAUUCCCUUCCUCCAGAAGAGCAAACUCACCCUUCCUCCACCUAUUAGAUGAUGUUCACCCAUAUUAGUAAGGUAAUUUUUACUCAGUCUACCAAUUCAAUUGCUAAUCUAUUCUGGAAGCACCUGUACAAGCACAUUCCCAAUAAUAUUUUACUAACAUUAUAGGUAAUCCUCAGACCAGUAUAGUUGACACAUAAAGUUAACCACUAUGCUGUGAUAUUAAAAUUUCAUGGGUGAGAAUUUUUUUUAUUGAAGUCUAGAAAGUUUCCUUAUCAUGAUGAUGAUGAGGAAGGAGAUGAGAAAUGUGGCGAGAGGUGACGAUGUUAGGAGAGAAGCAAGGAAGAAAAUGGAGGAAGCCGUAUCAUCUGGAGAGGACUGCAACCCAGCAAGCGAAUGUGCUGUGUGAAACCCCUUCAAACUUAUUAGCUAGGAUUUUGUUCUCAUUUCAGUCUCCCUAUGUAUGUUUCUGCAGAAACAGCAGCAAUAUGUUCCAUAGGGACAUUAGCCUGCCCAUCUGCUGCAGCACUUGUUAAGCUAAUUAUCCUCUUGGAGGUAAGUCUUUGCUCAUAUUUUGCAACACAAGAAAGACAAUGAAAAGGACUGCUUACAGUGUGUUUGUAGAAGCUCUUUCAUGGCACCCUUUCAAUGGGUUGGGCAAUUUAAAAGAUGCAAUUGUAAUCAUGACUAACUCAUUAAGAUGCUGGAGAAAAGCCUGAACAUCCUUAACCUACUUUUGAAAAGAGAGGCAAGAAAAUUACUGGAGUGGGGAUAAUCCAAGAAAAACAAUUUCAAGUCUUUGAAUCAUUGACAGACUCCAGAAGUUCUUUAGCUGAGCUGAAGGAUCUGGCCACUACUGAAAUAGAUAUGUGCAGGGGUAAAAGAAAGAGGGAGAACAAGAAUGGCAGCAGUCAGGAUCUGUUUUUCUUGGAGAAAGAAUUUCUCGACCUUCCUUCCCAGUAGAAUAGGAAGAGGAGGAAUAUUUCAAAACACCGAGUUGUCUGAUCUCCCCCGUGGCUGGCAGAGGAAGGAAAAACGUCCUUGAGUUACUCCAGGGUUGGAGGCUGACUAGCAGAAGGCUGAGUACUGUGUGCUACAGGGAGACAUGAAGAGCAUUGCAGUGUCGAGAUGACUAUGAGCCCUGUGUAAAUGAAGGAAUUUGUGUUACCUACCACAAUGGCACAGGAUACUGCAAAUGUCCAGAAGGCUUCUUGGGAGAAUAUUGUCAACAUCGAGAUCCCUGUGAGAAGAAUCGUUGCCAGAAUGGUGGGACCUGUGUGGCCCAGGCCAUGUUGGGGAGAGCUACCUGCCGGUGUGCUCUGGGGUUCACAGGGGAGGACUGCCAGUACUCAACCUCUCAUCCCUGCUUUGUGAAUCCUCCCUGCCAGAAUGGAGGCACCUGCCACAUGCUCAGCUGGGAUACCUAUGAGUGUACCUGCCAAGUAGGGUUUACAGGGAAGCUGUGCCAGUGGAUUGAUGCCUGCCUGUCUCAACCAUGUGCAAAUGGAAGUACCUGUACCACUGUGGCCAACCAGUUUUCCUGCAAAUGUCUCGCCGGCUUCACAGGGCAGAAGUGUGAGACUGAUGUCAAUGAGUGUGACAUUCCGGGACAGUGUCAGAAUGGUGGCACCUGCCUCAACCUGCCUGGUUCCUACCAGUGCCAGUGCUCCCAGGGCUUCACAGGCCAGCACUGUGACAACCCCUAUGUGCCCUGUGCGCCCUCCCCCUGUGUCAAUGGAGGCACUUGCCGGCAGACGGGUGACUUUACUUUCGAGUGUAGCUGCCUUCCAGGUUUUGAAGGGAGCACCUGUGAGCGGAAUAUUGAUGACUGCCCCAACCACAGGUGUCAGAAUGGAGGGGUUUGUGUGGAUGGUGUAAACACUUACAACUGCCGCUGCCCUCCUCAGUGGACGGGACAAUUCUGUACCGAGGACGUGGAUGAGUGCCUGCUGCAGCCCAAUGCCUGUCAGAACGGAGGCACCUGCACCAACCGCAAUGGGGGCUAUGGUUGCGUGUGUGUGAAUGGCUGGAGCGGAGACGACUGCAGUGAAAACAUCGACGACUGUGCCUUUGCGUCCUGCACCCCGGGCUCCACCUGCAUUGACCGUGUGGCGUCCUUCUCCUGCAUGUGUCCUGAGGGGAAGGCAGGUCUCUUAUGUCAUCUGGAUGACGCCUGCAUCAGCAAUCCUUGCCACAAGGGGGCACUAUGUGACACCAACCCUCUGAAUGGACACUACAUUUGUACCUGCCCACAGGGCUACAAAGGAGCAGACUGUACAGAAGACGUGGAUGAAUGUGCUAUGACCAACAGCAAUCCCUGUGAGCAUGCAGGGAAGUGUGUGAACACAGAUGGCGCCUUCCACUGCGAGUGUCUGAAGGGCUAUGCAGGGCCUCGCUGCGAGAUGGACAUCAACGAAUGUCACUCAGACCCCUGCCAGAAUGAUGCCACCUGCCUGGAUAAGAUAGGUGGCUUCACCUGCCUGUGCAUGCCAGGUUUCAAAGGUGUGCAUUGUGAAAUAGAGAUAAAUGAAUGCCAGAGCAACCCCUGUGUGAACAAUGGGCAGUGUGUGGACAAAGUCAAUCGCUUCCAGUGUCUUUGUCCCCCUGGUUUCACGGGGCCAGUCUGCCAGAUUGACAUCGAUGACUGUUCCAGUACUCCCUGUCUGAAUGGGGCCAAGUGUAUCGAUCACCCAAAUGGCUACGAAUGCCAGUGUGCUACAGGUUUCACUGGUCUGUUGUGUGAGGAGAACAUCGACAACUGUGACCCUGAUCCCUGCCACCACGGUCAGUGCCAGGACGGAAUCGAUUCCUACACGUGCAUCUGCAACCCUGGGUACAUGGGUGCCAUCUGUAGUGACCAGAUUGAUGAGUGUUACAGCAGUCCGUGCCUGAACGAGGGGCGCUGCAUUGACCUUGUAAAUGGCUACCAGUGUAACUGCCAGCCGGGCACAUCAGGAGUUAACUGUGAAAUUAAUUUUGAUGACUGUGCUAGCAGCCCUUGUGUCAAUGGCACGUGUGUGGAUGGCAUCAGUCGUUACAGUUGUGUCUGCUCACCAGGAUUCACAGGGCAAAGAUGUAACGUGGACAUUGAUGAAUGUGCCUCCAAUCCCUGCCGCAAGGGUGCAACGUGCAUCAACGAUGUGAACGGUUUCCGCUGCAUAUGCCCUGAAGGUCCCCAUCACCCCAGCUGCUACUCGCAGGUGAACGAGUGCCUGAGCAAUCCCUGCAUCCAUGGGAGCUGUAUUGGCGGCCUCAGUGGAUAUAAGUGCCUCUGUGAUGCAGGCUGGGUUGGAAUCAACUGUGAAGUGGACAAAAAUGAAUGUCUUUCUAACCCAUGCCAAAAUGGAGGAACUUGUGACAAUCUGGUAAAUGGAUACAAGUGCACUUGCAAGAAGGGCUUUAAAGGCUACAACUGCCAGGUGAACAUUGAUGAAUGUGCCUCAAAUCCAUGUCUGAACCAAGGAACCUGCUUUGAUGAUGUUAGUGGUUACACUUGCCAGUGUGCGCUGCCCUACACAGGCAAGAAUUGUCAAACAGUGUUGGCUCCCUGUUCCCCAAACCCCUGUGAGAAUGCUGCUGUUUGUAAAGAGGCACCAAAUUUUGAGAGUUUCACUUGCUUGUGUGCUCCUGGCUGGCAAGGUCAGCGAUGUACGGUUGACAUUGAUGAGUGUGUCUCCAAGCCCUGCAUGAACCAUGGUCUCUGCCAUAACACCCAGGGAAGUUACAUGUGUGAGUGUCCUCCGGGCUUCAGUGGUAUGGACUGUGAGGAGGACAUCAAUGACUGCCUUGCCAAUCCUUGCCAGAAUGGAGGUUCCUGUGUGGAUGGAGUGAAUACUUUCUCCUGCAUGUGCCUUCCUGGCUUCAUUGGGGAUAAGUGCCAGACAGACAUGAAUGAGUGUCUCAGUGAACCCUGUAAGAAUGGAGGGACCUGCUCUGACUAUGUCAACAGUUACACCUGUAAGUGUCAGGCAGGAUUCGAUGGAGUCCACUGUGAGAACAACAUUGAUGAGUGCACUGACAGUUCCUGUUUCAAUGGCGGCACCUGUGUGGAUGGGAUUAACUCCUUCUCUUGCCUGUGCCCUGUGGGUUUCACUGGUCCCUUCUGCCUCCACGAGAUCAAUGAAUGCAGCUCUCAUCCGUGCCUCAAUGAGGGGACAUGUGUUGAUGGUCUGGGCACCUACCGCUGCACCUGCCCCUUGGGGUAUACUGGGAAGAACUGCCAGACCCUGGUGAACCUCUGCAGCCAGUCUCCAUGUAAAAACAAAGGCACUUGCAUUCAGGAAAAGGCAGAGUCUCGGUGUCUGUGUCCAUCUGGAUGGACUGGUGCAUAUUGUGACGUGCCAAACGUCUCCUGUGAUGUGGCAGCCCUCAAUAAAGGUGUGCUUGCCAAGAACCUAUGCAAGAACUCAGGUGCCUGCAUCAACGCUGGCAACACACAUCACUGCCAGUGCCCACUGGGGUACACGGGAAGCUACUGUGAGCAGCAGCUAGAUGAAUGUGCAUCCAAUCCUUGCAAGCAUGGUGCUACCUGCACUGAUUUCAUUGGUGGAUACAGAUGUGAGUGUGUUCCAGGAUAUCAGGGUGUCAACUGCGAAUAUGAAGUCGAUGAGUGUCAGAAUCAGCCAUGCCGGAAUGGAGGCACCUGUGUUGACCUCGUGAACCAUUUCAAGUGCUCGUGCCCACCAGGCACUAGGGGCUUAUUCUGUGAAGAGAACAUUGAUGACUGUGCUGGGGGUCCCCACUGCCUCAACGGUGGUCAGUGUGUGGACAGGAUUGGGGGCUACAGCUGUCGAUGCUUGCCUGGCUUUGCUGGCGAGCGAUGUGAAGGAGACAUCAACGAGUGUCUCUCCAACCCCUGUAACUCCGAGGGCAGUCUGGACUGCAUCCAGCUCACCAACAACUACCAGUGUGUCUGCCGAAGCACCUUUACUGGCCGUCACUGUGAAACCUUCGUGGAUGUGUGUCCUCAGAAGCCUUGUCUAAAUGGAGGGACUUGUGCUGUGGCCAGCAACAUGCCCGAUGGCUUCAUUUGUCGUUGUCCUCCAGGCUUCUCGGGAGCCAAAUGCCAGAGCAGCUGUGGACAGGUGAAGUGCAGGAAAGGGGAGCAGUGUGUGCAUACGGCCGCGGGGCCCCGCUGCUUCUGCCCCAGCCCUCAGGACUGUGAGUCGGGCUGUGCCAGCAGCCCCUGCCAGCAUGGGGGCAGCUGCUACCCACAGCGCCAGCCGCCGUAUUACUCUUGCCACUGCUCUGUACCGUUCGGGGGCAACCACUGUCAGUUCUACAUGGCCCCCACCAGCAUCCCUUCCGACAUCUGUGCCAGUCAGUAUUGUGCUGACAAAGCUCGAGAUGGUGUUUGCGAUGAGGUCUGCAACAGCCAUGCCUGCCAGUGGGAUGGAGGUGACUGUUCUCUCACCAUGGAGGACCCCUGGGCCAACUGCUCCUCCCCAUUGCCUUGCUGGAAUUACAUCAACAACCAGUGUGAUGAGCUAUGUAACACUGCCGAGUGCCUAUUUGACAACUUUGAAUGCCAAGGGAACAGCAAGACUUGCAAGUAUGACAAAUACUGUGCAGACCAUUUCAAAGAUAACCACUGUGACCAAGGAUGCAACAGUGAGGAGUGUGGCUGGGAUGGGCUGGACUGUGCUGCUGACCAACCUGAGAACCUGGCAGAGGGUACCCUGGUCAUUGUGGUGCUGAUGCCUCCUGAGCAGCUGCUCCAGGAUGCUCGCAGCUUCUUGAGGGCACUGGGCACCUUAUUGCACACUAACCUACGCAUUAAGCUGGACUCACAGGGGCUCCCCAUGGUGUACCCCUACUAUGGGGAAAAGUCAGCUGCCAUGAAGAAGCAGAAGUUGUCACGAAGGUCUCUUCCUGAUGAACAAGAACAGGAGGUGGCUGGCUCUCAAGUGUUUCUGGAAAUUGACAACCGCCAAUGUGUCCAGGACUCAGAGCAGUGCUUCAAGAAUACGGAUGCAGCUGCGGCUCUGCUGGCGUCUCAUGCAAUCCAGGGAACCCUGUCAUAUCCUCUUGUGUCUGUCGUCAGUGAAUCUCUGUCUCCAAAACCCACUCCGCUGCUCUAUUUACUUGCUGUUGCUGUUGUCUUUAUCCUGUUUAUUAUCCUGCUGGGAGUAAUCAUGGCAAAACGAAAGCGCAAGCAUGGUUCCCUCUGGCUGCCUGAAGGUUUCACCCUUCGUCGAGACUCCAGCAACCAUAAGCGUCGUGAACCUGUGGGACAGGAUGCUGUGGGGCUGAAAAAUCUCUCCGUGCAAGUUUCAGAGGCUAAUUUAAUUGGUUCUGGGACAAGUGAACACUGGGUGGAUGAUGAAGGACCCCAACCAAAGAAAGCCAAGGCUGAAGAUGAGGCUUUGCUAUCAGAAGAAGAAGACCCCAUCGAUCGACGCCCAUGGACACAGCAGCACCUUGAAGCUGCGGACAUCCGCCGGACCCCGUCAUUGGCUCUCACGCCCCCUCAGGCAGAACAGGAGGUGGAUGUGCUGGACGUGAAUGUCCGGGGUCCAGAUGGGUGUACUCCACUGAUGUUGGCUUCUCUCCGAGGAGGCAGCUCAGAUAUGAGUGAUGAAGAUGAAGAUGGAGAGGACUCUUCCGCCAACAUCAUCACAGACUUGGUCUACCAGGGUGCCAGCCUCCAGGCUCAGACAGACCGGACUGGUGAGAUGGCCCUGCACCUUGCAGCCCGCUACUCAAGGGCUGAUGCUGCCAAGCGCCUCCUGGAUGCAGGUGCAGAUGCCAAUGCUCAGGACAACAUGGGCCGCUGCCCUCUCCAUGCUGCAGUAGCAGCUGAUGCCCAAGGCGUCUUCCAGAUUCUGAUUCGCAACCGAGUGACUGAUCUGGAUGCCAGAAUGAAUGAUGGCACUACACCUCUGAUCCUGGCUGCCCGCCUAGCUGUGGAGGGAAUGGUGGCAGAACUGAUCAAUUGCCAAGCAGAUGUGAAUGCAGUGGAUGACCAUGGAAAAUCUGCUCUUCAUUGGGCAGCUGCUGUAAAUAAUGUAGAGGCCACACUUCUGCUGUUAAAAAAUGGAGCCAACCGAGACAUGCAGGACAACAAGGAAGAGACUCCUCUGUUUCUUGCUGCCCGGGAGGGUAGCUAUGAAGCAGCCAAGAUCCUGUUGGACCAUUUUGCCAAUCGAGACAUCACGGACCACAUGGAUCGUCUUCCGCGGGAUGUGGCUCGGGAUCGCAUGCACCAUGACAUUGUGCGCCUCCUGGAUGAGUACAACGUGACCCCAAGCCCCCCAGGCACUGUGCUGACUUCUGCUCUCUCACCUGUCAUCUGCGGGCCCAAUAGGUCAUUCCUCAGUCUGAAGCACACUCCAAUGGCCAAGAAGUCUAGAAGGCCCAAUGCCAAGAGCACCAUGCCUACUAGCCUUCCUAACCUUGCCAAGGAGGCUAAGGAUGCCAAGGGUAGUAGGAGGAAGAAGUCUCUGAGUGAGAAGGUCCAACUGUCGGAGAGCUCAGUGACUUUAUCCCCUGUCGAUUCUCUUGAGUCUCCUCACACAUAUGUGUCUGAUACUACAUCCUCUCCAAUGAUCACAUCUCCUGGAAUCUUACAGGCCUCUCCCAAUCCUAUGCUGGCUGCUGCUGCACCCCAGGCCCCAGUACAUGCACAGCAUGCACUGUCUUUCCCUAAUCCUCAUGAAAUGCAGCCUUUGGCUCCUGGGGCCAGCACCGUGCUUCCUUCUGUGAGCCAGCUACUGUCCCACCACCACAUUGUCCCACCAGGCAGUAGCAGUGCAGGAAACUUGAGUAGGCUGCAUCCAGUCACUGUCCCAGCAGAUUGGAUGAACCGCAUGGAGAUGAGUGACACCCAGUACAACGAAAUGUUUGGUAUGGUCCUAACUCCUGCUGAGGGCACUCACCCUGGCAUAGCUCCCCAGAGCAGGCCACCUGAAGGGAAGCAUGUCCCCACCCCACGGGAGACCUUGCCACCCAUUGUGACUUUCCAGCUCAUCCCCAAAGGCAGCAUUGCCCAGCCGGCUGGAGCUUCCCAGCCUCAGUCCACCUGCCCUCCGGCCGUUGCAGGCCCCCUUCCCACUAUGUACCAGAUUCCUGAGAUGGCCCGUUUGCCUGGGGUGGCUUUUCCCACUGCCAUGAUGCCCCAGCAGGAUGGCCAAGUAGCUCAGACCAUUCUCCCAGCGUAUCAUCCUUUCCCAGCCUCUGUGGGCAAGUACCCCACACCCCCAUCUCAGCAUAGUUACGCUUCCUCCAAUGCUGCCGAGCGAACCCCAAAUCACAGCGGUCACCUGCAAGGUGAGCACCCCUACUUGACACCAUCCCCAGAUUCUCCUGACCAGUGGUCAAGCUCAUCGCCCCACUCUGCUUCUGAUUGGUCAGAUGUAACCACAAGCCCUACUCCUGGGAGUGGUGGAGGUGGUCAGCGAGGACCUGGGACACACAUGUCUGAGCCACCACACAGCAACAUGCAGGUUUACGCAUGAGUCUCCCUCCAGAGUGGAGACAGAACUGCCUAUUGUAAAUGCUGCUGAGGAACAAAUGAAGGUCAUCCGGAAGAGAAAUGAAGAAAUAGCUCUGUAACCAGCUUUUGAAGGCAAAAGAAAGAAGAUGCUCCUAGGCUUCAGAUAAUGCACAAGAAGCAAUUAAUGAGCUUUAUUGAGUAUUUGCAGGAUUUUAGGGAAAGGACAUGGCUCCUCCUAAUCUCUUGCACAUCAAGCCAAUUUCAUAGACAUGCAAGAUAGAUACAAGCUUUGGGGCCACGUUUACUGUCUUCUAUUUGGAGAAUAAGAUGGAUGCCUUUCGCAGCCCAGACAUUCUUGCAGCUCGGAUUGCAUUUUAAGCCCUGGGGGCUUCUAUAUAUCCUUGAGAAGAUUCUACACUAGAGUCCAGUUGAGAAUUUUGCCCUGGAAUUCUGCCCAAGUUGACUUAUCUCAUCUUCUCAGCCUUGAAAUUCUGUUGACUGCAUUUGGUGCUUUCCUUUGUGCACCUCUCUGUGGUUGGACCCUACCUGCAUAUGAUAGGGCAACGCCUCUGUUCUUUUAGACAUCUUCGGCCUUCCUCUUCCCUCCUAUUUUCUUUACAUUCAUAAGAGCCUCCCAUGGUUAACCUUGGUUGUGGUUCUUAGCAUAAACCUCCAAAUACAUUUCUAGAAAACGGAAAUGUUGCAUUCUACACACAUCAUUCCUAGGAGAAAGAAAGCAAAAUGUUUUUCUUCGGAUCAAUAUUGGGAGCAUGAGUUCCCUUCAAGAGGCUGCACCUUAAUUCUGUUUCUUGCAUUCAAGACUUCAUUUAAAACUUACCAGAAGGAAACAUACAUGCCCAUUGUUUUUUUCUUUUGUUUAUUUGUUUUGUUUUGAUUUUUUUUUUUGUGGGCCUGGUCUGUGUCAAGUUUUAUCUUUGUAGCCUAGAUACUAUGAUCUUUUUAAACCAGACAAGGAGAAAAAGGUUAGAGGUUGGACUCACCAAGAGAUAAGCUAAUUCACGCAAGAAGCAGUUACUACCCGCAGUUCCCUCUGUGCCGAGCAUUCCAUGACUGCUACUGUGAACACACUUGUUCUGGAUCUCAGAGCCCUAGGCCCGCUUUCCUCACUCAUCCAGAUGAAGUUGGUAGCUGUUGAGCUUUUCUGUACAUCUCCACAGAUGAAAAUGUCUCAGACAACAUAUCCUUGCCAUUUAGGACUGAACCUUCUUUGGCUCAGGAAACCCAGUAUCACUCUCCUUUUCGUCAUAGUUCCUACUUUUUGGUUUUCUUGUAGAGCAGAAACUUACUGCAAUUUCUCUCUGUGCUAUAAUCUGAGUUACUGGUGCCCUUAGUAGGUUUGCACUGAAGACAUGGAUUUUCUGUUGUACAGAAAAUGGAAAAUUGGAUGACUUCUGUAGGGUGCACUGUGAGGCAACCUGUGCUAGGUUUUGUUACUCUUGCAUUUCAUCUGAAACAAUCAGGACAUUUCUUUUUUGGCAACUAACAUAGAAACUUAACAGGGGUUUUUUCCUUUCCCAGAGUUACCUGGAUGAUAAUGGAUUAAAGACUUGCUUGUCACUGCCAUCGUUAUGUUUAGAUUAUGAUUACACCUUACCUGAAUCUGUUCUCUGUGUUGUGAUCUUGACAGCUUCAUCUACUCUGUCAAGAACAGAAGUAUUUUAGUCAACUGUAGGAACAGGAAAAUAGUGUCCUUCCUCUUUUUCUUGGGUCAGUUAAUAAUUGGUCCAGUGGCCACAUUGUCACUUCCAUCGGUACUGUGAUGCCUUGACAUCUGGAAAUUAGAUUUUUCAGGGCACUUUGUACCUAUUAUUAGUAGAUGUGUUGCCUGUUUUGGUUUAAUGAUAAUCUUCAUUCCUACAGUGUGGGGUGGACCCCAGUGCUACCCACUUACAGGAGCUGUGUUUCGGUAUGGUAGUCUACAAAUAGUUCUUUUCAGUCCUGUUCAAAUUCAUCGAACCAACAAAGUUCUGCCUGAUGUAUGCAGAUUGUUUGCACAUUCUGUUUUGUUCUCUCCAUGGCAGCCCCUAUUACAGUGUGUAAACACAUUAUUCUACAUGGUGACUUUUUACCCUCGAACCUCUUCACUAGUCCCGCAAAUUGCUGUGGAACAUGUCACAUCACCCUUGCUUCCCUUCUGUGCCAGUGCCACUGCCUGAAAGGAUCAGCACUUGAUCCAACCACUGGAUCUUUUAUACACCCCGCCCCGACAUGCACACAGUGUGGAGUUAACCAGCAUGUUUUCCUUCGUGGGAUACUUUAGCUUGGUUCUUCUGGGUUUGGGGUUGUGGAGUGUGAAAAGGCUGCCCAUGCAGACAGCUGGCUCCAGGGAGGAGGAAGACACUGCCUCUUAAGCAUUCUAGCAUUCUAGCACUAUUAGAUUUUAAGCACCCUUGAGUCAUGUAAUAUCUAAUAAAAGGGAAGGUAAGAUGGAGAAUCACGUUCUCAUUUGGGUUCUCAGUUGGAUGUUGGGUUACAUGUUUAAUGCCAUGGAUAGGUCUCUCCAUUUAAAAAACAUUCUUCCUUCUUUUGAAUCCUCUUCUGCCUACCUUUAAGGAUAGGGUUUUUGUUGUUGUUGUUGUUUGUUCCUUUCUUUUAAGCAUGAUUUUCUGAUUUACAUGAAGGUGGAGGAGGGAGAGGUUUGAAGGAAAGGCUGACGGAGUGUUAAAGAUUUUAAUGUAAGCAGAUGUGAUACUCAAGCCCAUUUUAUCAUUUUAUUGUUAAAAUAUUUUUGCAUAGAAAAGAACCAAAGGUGUAAUGUUUUGUUGGCCUGUGGUUUGGGGAUUUGGGCCUUAACCAAUACAUUGAAUGUAUGAUGACUAUUAGGACACAUGUAUGUGUCCCAAGGCCCCCACCAAUAACUUUUUGGUACUAUGGCAACUUUCUUGUGUAUAUUUCUCUUAAAAAUGAUACUGUAUCUGUUUGUAUGAGAAACCUAGUAAUCAAUAAAAUGACUGCAUAUUCCUGACUAAGGAAAGUGCACACUUUGUUUUUACUUUCCAAAAUUUCAUUCUAAAAGUAGUUAAGAUGAAAUUUAUAUGAAAGCAUUUUUAUCACAAAAUAAAAAGGUUACAUGUCAA
This is a messenger RNA of Cavia porcellus (domestic guinea pig), 13425 nucleotides long. RefSeq names its product notch receptor 2 (gene Notch2). The coding region runs from base 3183 to 10349 and encodes 2388 amino acids. Gene Ontology annotation, molecular function: calcium ion binding; Notch binding; signaling receptor activity. Lineage: Eukaryota; Metazoa; Chordata; Mammalia; Rodentia; Caviidae. The record is from RefSeq and is a predicted model, not a curated record. The transcript is spliced from 37 exons. Gene Ontology annotation, cellular component: signaling receptor complex; membrane. Gene Ontology annotation, biological process: cellular response to tumor cell; regulation of DNA-templated transcription; apoptotic process.